Messenger RNA from Didymodactylos carnosus, 489 nucleotides. Lineage: Eukaryota; Metazoa; Rotifera; Eurotatoria; Philodinida; Philodinidae. The record is from the annotation of a GenBank genome assembly.
AUGCCAGUGAGGUGUGGAACGGAAAUAGCUCCAGCUUAUGCACAAAGAACGGAUGUUGCUCAGCUGAUAAAUUCAGAUUUUCAUAUUCAUAUUUCACCACCUCAAUCACCCAGCGACGGCAGCAGCAGUGAUCAACGUGUAUUGGUUAGUGAAAAUGUUGUACCGGUCACUGCUACCACCCCAACUGGACAAGAGAAUUCUAUACAUAGAGGAGUUCCUGAACAGAAUUGGGCCGGAUUUGUAAAUUAUCAACGGCUUGGUCUCAAUGAUAACUUGGUAAUGACUGCGGGUAGUCUUCAAGCUGAAUUUCCACCAGGAGACUAUACAAUAGAUGAAUUACUAAUAAAACAUAUGAAUAAUCGCAUUCCAAUGACUGAACCGGUUUACGCUGAAGCAAACGUAACAAAAGCAUGGCGUUUUCGACCAAAACGUUUUACGGUUGUUUGCGUUUCGGGGGAACUGUUAGGGGUAGCAACUCGAGAUUCGUGA